AUGGACAUCACGCAUAAUUUAGAUGGUGGAGUUUUGAAAGAGAUACUAAUACAUGGCAAUGGAACGGAUAAGCCACAUAAAGGGUGUAAGGCUUAUGUUCAUUACACUGGUUCCCUUUCUGAUGGCACUGUUUUCGACAAAACUAAUGAUGAACCAUUUCAGUUUACAAUAGGAAAAGAUAUGACUAUAAAAGGUUUUGACUUGGCUGUGUCUUCAAUGACUUGUGAUGAAAGGUCAAAAUUUCAAUGCCAUCCAGAUUAUGGUUAUGGGAUAGAUGGUUUUGAACAAAUCAUCCCCCCUAACACGUGGCUUACAUUUGAAAUACACUUACUCAAAUGGACAUGGGAAGAUAUCAGUCGCCGGAAAGAUAAAAGUAUUACAAGACAAAUAUUAGAAUAUGGAGUGGACCAUGCUACACCUAGUAGUGUUUCGUUAGUUAAUAUUCAUUUAGAAAAAGAAAAAAAUGGUAGUGUUAUUGAAGAAAGAGAUAUAGAGUUUAGAUUAGGAGAAGGCAAAGACUUUGAUGUUUGUCCUGGUAUAGAGAUAGCAUUAACUAAAUUUAAGACAAAAGAGAAAUCAAGAUUGUUUAUUCAUGAAAAACAUACAUUUUUGGAAUAUGGAGAAGAUGAUUUCAAUGAAGUGUAUGUCAUCAAACUUAACUUUUUUGAAAAGUUCGAAGAAAAUUGGUCAUUGACAACAGAAGAUCGUAUAAAACAAGCAACAUUUUUCAAACAAAAAGGAACAGAUUACUUUAAAAUGAAUAAUUAUAAGCUAGCACUUAAAUUCUAUAAGAAAGUGGUGGACUAUUUGAAAGUGGAUGUCACUAGCAAUGAAAGUCAAAUGAACGAAAUCAAAUUUCUUUCAGUUACAUCUUAUUUGAAUUCUGCUUUAUGUAAUUUAAAAUCACAUAGACAUACUCAAGCAAAAAAUGAUUGUGAGAAUGCAUUAAACCUUGAACCAACAAAUGUCAAAGCAAUGUUUAGAAAAGGGGAGGCUUUAGUUGGUUUACAUGAAUUAAUAGCUGCAAAAGAAAGUUUUGAAGCUGUCUUACAACAAGAACCAAACAAUCGUGCAGCUAUGACAAAAAUAGUUGAAUGUGAUGAAAAACUUAAAUCACAAAAAAAAAUAGAAAAAUCUGUUUAUUCAAAUAUGUUUGAGAAAUUUGCUAAGAGAGAUACUGAAAAAGAAGAAGAAUUUCUAAGUCAACAACCUGAUGUUAUGAACACACUUGGAGAAUGGGGAGAUGAUGAACGGGAACGAGCUCCUACUGAAUUUGAGAAAGAAAAUCCUAAUAUAUUAAUGUUAAACACAACUGGCUAUUUCAAAAAUAUGUAA
Macrosiphum euphorbiae (potato aphid) is the source of this 1335-nucleotide messenger RNA. The record is from the annotation of a GenBank genome assembly. NCBI's taxonomy places the organism in Eukaryota, Metazoa, Arthropoda, Insecta, Hemiptera, Aphididae.